Molecule: messenger RNA, 1509 nt
Organism: Pichia membranifaciens NRRL Y-2026
Lineage: Eukaryota; Fungi; Ascomycota; Pichiomycetes; Pichiales; Pichiaceae
Exons: 1
Coding region: 1-1509 (502 amino acids)
Source: RefSeq, a predicted model, not a curated record
AUGACGCUACACAAACCAGCCUCCCGUCCAGUCUUGGGAGUCGUGUCCGACUCCAAGCUGAACAUCUCCAACAACAACAACAGCAACAGCAACAGCACCGGCGAAGACUUCUUUGCCUCCAAAUCGUUCCUCAGACACAACGCGCACUCGACCCCGAUCAGAGGCAAGACACAUGGCGUCAACGUGAUGAAGAGAAGCGCCUCGGCCGCCUUCAAGGGCUCCGACGAACGUGUCGCCAACGCCCCCGUCAAGAGAGACGCCCUCUCCGAUCUGGAUGACGAGGACUCCCCCAAAUUGAAAAGAGCACGUUUGCUGAAAAUGAAGCUCAAGUUGGCGUACUUCAAGGUGAAAACAAACCAGACAGAGACUCCGCUGCACGAGCUCAAAUUCCCCUCUUCGCUGGCUGGUCCAGAGCCGCUUGGCUCCUUCCAACAGGCAUCCAUCUUUCACUCGACAAAACUGACAAAAAAGAGAUCGGCUUCCUCCUCGUCCUCUUCUGCACACAGAACCUCCGCUCUCAAGGGCGGCCAGAAGAAAAGCAUCAUGGACGACAUCGUCACCAAGAAGGGCGCCUUUGCCAACCUGAAGAGGUUCAACAGGGAGUACAACAGCAACAACGGCAACAGCGGCAGCAACUCCAACCGUGACCCAGCCAGCAUGCAGUACAGCACUGUCCCAUCCUCGGCGCCUCCAGGCAUCCUCACUUUCAACCACCACUUCCACCACUCCCACCUCAACAACGGCACUGCACCGGCCUUCGUGUCCAGCGUCACGUCUCCGUCGAAGUUUGCCAUCUCCGCCAUGGACAAAAAACAGGUCAAACUGCCACCGGUGCCAAAACUCUUGGGCUACCCUGCGUCUAACAUCUUUCACAUCUCGCGUCACUCUUUGCUGGAUAGUCAAAACAAUGGCGACACCAACCAAAACACCAUCGGCAACUCCAAUUCGAUUGCCACCGCCACAGCGUCAACUUCCACAGUCCAUGACUUCCACGACACUACAAUAGAUGAAAAGCCGGAAACAGAAAAGGAAGGGAACGACACCACGAUUCUCCAGAACGAGUCUACAAGCACGCCACUCCUUCGGAGACGGCACAGCAUCGAUCAGAUGGAAAGAAACGACCCUGAUCUGACUAUUUUACAAACUAACAACUCAGUCCUCAUGUCAACUCCUGUACGACAGAAAGGUAAACAGGUAAAGAAACCAAAAAAUGGUGCCCAAACAAAGGCAAGAUCUCUGACGGUUCCAGCAACGAGUACAAACACGACUACAAACAUUAAUACCAACUCGGCCAUAGAGUUUACCACCCCGUCAUCGAAGAAGAGACUACCUUCUUUGAGUGAAGGUAGAAACCAGAAAAAUGAAAACACCAGCAACAGCUUAAAACACAACAAUUCAAUUCUCAAAGACGAGGAUGAAACACAAUUAAUGUCCUCGCCUACGAGACUUCUGUCCACACCUUCAUCUAUUGGAGCAGCUAAAUGUCUUCUGCAGUUAGCACAUAGAUAA